CCUUAUAAAGAGUAAAGGUGUGCCUAUAUCAUCAUUGAGAUACAUGUACAAGAAUGGCAGUUGCAAAUGUCCCAGAAGCAGUGAAUACAGAGUAUGGAGGCUAUGAUAAUGACUUUGUUGAAACAGUCCCUGAUCGAUAUGAGUGUAGUACAGUGUGUACCAAGGUGUUGAAAGACCCACACCUAACCUCUUGUUGUGGACAACAUUUUUGUGAGACUUGCCUUAACUACUGGUUUGAAAAGCACCGUCAAAAAAGCUGUCCUCACUGCCGAGCCAAAGGGAGUGGUUUUAAUCAUUUUCUGGACAAGAAGCUUAAAAGGGAAAUCUCUGAGCUCAAGAUUUGGUGUAGCAACAAAGACAAGGGAUGCAAGUGGAGAAACGAACUACAGAGCCUCGAGAAGCAUAUCAAAUCAGCUGAUGGGUGUGGUUAUGUCAAAGUGGAGUGCACUAUUAUGUUUGAAGAAUGCCCUAAAAUUCUUCGAAAAGAUCUCGAUGAGCACGUACGAAACACUUGUGAAUACAGAUCAGUCACUUGUAUACAUUGCAAUAAAAAGCUACCCUUCUAUACGCUAUCCAACCAUCACAGCCAUUGCGAACAGUACCCAUGUCCCUGUCCUAACGAGUGUGGUUCAGGAAACAUGCCUCGUCAAGACCUGCCUACCCAUCGCAAUGAGUGCCCACUAGAGCGUGUUGAGUGCACCUUUGCUGAGGCUGGGUGUAAGAUAAAGUUGGUGAGGAAUCAGCUUGACAAACAUCUAACAGACAACCAGCAAACACACUUGAUUCAGCUUAUGACUGACUAUAAGAAAGUGAAAAAAGUACAGAAAGAAACAACUGAAACGCUUGAGCAGACAAAACGAGCGCAAACUGUAACCACAGGGAGACUAGAGUCUAUGCAGGAGGGAAUAUCUAGAGAGCUCCAAAAAGCCAAAGUAACAAGAGAUCUUGAGCCUGUUCUGAAAUCAAUCCGAACAAACUUAGGAUCAUCAGAGAACAAGAUCACUGAUGAAGGUAUCGAGCAUGGGCUACAAUUUAGCAUUCCCACAGAGAGCUAUUUCAAAGACAACAGAGAAUGGUACAGUCCAGCGUUUUACGUAAAAGAUUUCAAGGUGUGUGUACAAGCACGAUACUUUCCACGCAUUAGUAAACUAGGGUGGGCACUAGUUGUAUUGGGGACUGAGAGAGGCAGGUGUGAAGAUAUCUUGAAAGGAAAAAUUGAGGGUUCAAUAACAAUUUUUAAUUUUAGACUUCCAUGUGUGAACGACUCUUCUAAAAUGUAUAUGCACAACGUGAUCAAAGUAUUAGGGGGUACCAAAACCAAGCUAACACCUCCUCCAAUUACAAUAACUAUAUUUAUAAACGGUUUGCAAAAUUGCCAGAGGUGUGACCAAGCAAGUGCCUCAGAUUCGCACAGUGAC
Messenger RNA from Halichondria panicea, 1418 nucleotides. Its product is annotated as TNF receptor-associated factor 3-like. Lineage: Eukaryota; Metazoa; Porifera; Demospongiae; Suberitida; Halichondriidae. The transcript has a single exon. The record is from RefSeq and is a predicted model, not a curated record. The annotation marks the transcript as partial. Gene Ontology annotation, molecular function: zinc ion binding.